AAAUGUCUAAUCCAACAACAAAAAAUUAUGAAAUUAGACCACGUUUUCUAAUACAAUGAUUCCCCAAUUGAUGGAAAAGCAACGUCAUUAAAUCGGAAAUUCAACUAAGUGGGGGCAUUAGUGCUUAAUUAGAUGCCAAGUAUUACCCUUUUAUUUUCCAGGAGAAAAUCUAACCAAACAAGGAGGUGUAAAUCAAAACAAAAUUAACAUCAAUUUCUCUCAUUUUCAUGUAAUUUCAACUGUACCCACUAAUUAUUUUUAACUGAAAAUGUUUAAAAGUUAAGUCAUUGAUCUGGGUCAAAGAGAUGAUUGGAUGUGUCUAAGGUGUUCGACGAUAUGCCUAAGUGAAAUGAGGUUUUUUUAUUUGUUGUGUUGGAUGAUAGGGAGCAUAAGAAUUAAAGAAAAUUUGUUUUAUCUAUGGAAUUUCAAUUUUUUAAUGCACCCAGAAAGUCCCGAACAUUGAUGGGCUUGAUCUAUGUUGGAAUUUUGCAAUUUACAGGAAUUUGUUUUGUUUAAGUGUUACAACUAACAAGAAAAAGAAUGAAUUUUGUAGACUCUAGAUUGGAGAAGAUGUUAGAGAUAGUUUUGUGAAAAGUGUAGGAAAAGGUAAUGAAAUGCUAGUUUAAGAUCUUAAACUCAGCCUGUGAGUGCCAGUCCUAAGCCCUGAUAAAGAAGUAGGAUGAGCAAUAGGUUCGUGACAAUCAACUCGGUAAAACUUGGUUAGAUCCCAAUGUCCCAUGAUCAUGACCAAAAACUCUAUUAGUUUAUUUAGUUGACCCAAUCUUUUGGGAGUCAUAGUAAGCUCUUUAACGAGUUGAGUUGAGCUCGAAUUACUUGUGAUUAGAAUAUCAGCAACAUUGAUAUAGUAGUUAAUGAUGGUCAUAAGCUGGUGUAAGUUUUCAAGCAGGUUAAUCAUUAAGCAGAUAUAAUCAGAUUCCUAUGUUGUGAUUGUAUUUGUAUUAUAUAUGCUUCUUUAAGUUCAUUGAUAUGAGACAUUGCUUUUAGAAAGAAUUUUAAAUUCAUGUCGGUGAUAAUGCUCCCCAUAUUGUUGGAAUUGAGGUUUUGUUAUUGCUGUUGUAAUGCAAUGCAGAGACAUGACAUUACUAAUUUUCCUUUGGAUUUACAUCAUCAGCUUUAAGAUGGAAAUGGUAGCAAUGAUUUCCAUUUUGAGAUUUUGGCUUGAUGGAGUAAUAGUAAAUUUCAACAUUGUUACACUAAAAAAGGUAACCUUUUAGAUGAUUUUGCUAUGAACUGGCCAUUAUUAUCUAUUCCAUUGCAUUACUCCAAUGCCUAUGUUCGGAUGUAUGCAACCUUACCCUUGUUAAUGGUAAAACUAGCAAAGAGAUUGUUUUCGAUUAACCCAAGGUAGCAACUAGCAAAAUCAUGCAGCUUUACAUAAAUAAAAAGUGCGCAUAAUAUGAGCCAUUUUACUUUAGUCCAUUAUAAUCCGAAACAAAAAAUUAUAAAUCUUUGGCCUCAUCUAAAUAAUGAACAUCUUGCUAUGAACUGGCCGAUGAAUAUAAUUUGGGGACAUUUGUUUCUCUGUGAUUAAUUUGUUUUUCUGGAUUUAUACUGGUUCUCCUAGUUAAGAAGCUUCCAUGUAAAAUUUGCAACUUCAUGAAAAAUGAGAUUGGGUUUGACUUUGGAGAGCCCUGGAUUCUUCUUUUCACUUCAGUGUAGUUUUUUUGUUAAGAAGAUAUAGAAUUACAUCAAAUACAUAAUUUAUUCUAGGAUAUGUUUAAUGAACCAACUCAAGCAAAAGUUUAAGCUGAUUUAUGUAGCCAGGAUAUGUUACAAUAUGCACAACUUAAUGGUAGGUGGGUGGAGAGUUUGGAGAGUAGUGGGGCCUCUUCCUGCUCAUUACAUUGUGCUGUGGCAUUGUGCCUAGGAUGUCAGCCCUGGUUGUUGAAGCUUAUCUGAUCUUAUGUUGCAAUCAAAUGCUAUAUAUUAUAUAGUUCAUGAUUCAUGAAAUUAAUUUUGAAUUGUAAGCGUGUACUAGGCAAUGUUUUCUCAUUUUACAGCAUGUCACCAGCACAGAUUUUUUAUUAUGAUUGGACGAUCCAUGCUUGUAAUAUAAUUAACUUCAUUUUCUCUACAUAUUUAUGCAUUGUAUAUUAUAGUAUUGCCCAAAUCAUUACCAUUUGUCCCUUUGUAUUUUUCCUUUUGAAUGUGCUACAUUGUGACUUACGUGAGAGCUUUUUAACCCCAAUGUAGCAAAUUCAAAGGGAUGAACGAGUUUCUAUUCUUACCUCUUCUAUUUGUAAUUAGUCAUUUCAAUGUUAAUCUGCAUAUGUGACCUUACAUGGAAAGAAUAAAGUCCUUAAAAAUAAUAUUUUCAGUGAAUGUCAUAAUGUACUGAUGAAGAAACAAUGUUAAAAAUUUUUGUUAUCCAUAAUCCUCUAUACUGGGAUAAAAACCGUAAUUAGACUAAUUUAAAAUUCACAUCGGAUAUCCCUUAGUCUAUGCUGGGAUGAAGCUGUUCAAGCAGAUGUAGCUUGCAGGACUUUACCUACAUUAUCUGCUCAUUUUCUGUUUUACCUUCUUAUUGAUGAUAUUGCUAAAUCAGCUAUUUCGUAAGGGAAUAAAAUAGUGUAUGAUUAACUGCUUGUUGAGACUUAAAAAAUAUAUUUCCCUAUCAGAAGUCUGUGGGAGAAAAAUGAUCAUCAUAUCUUGGCUACCAUUUCAUUUCCCUUUCACAGAUUUCGAGAUUAUAAUAUCCGGAAUGGUUUGACUUUCUGUUGAUGGAAUAUAGCCAAGAGGUUCACACAAUAGAAUCAUUAACAGUUAUGCUGCUAUAGUGGUCACCCUCACCUAGAACAUACUGCCGGCCUGCUUCACUUUGUUGAAGAAUAUCUUAUUUGCACUGGAAAUUAUUAACUUACCAAACACCAUUGUUUUAUUGAUUACUUAUAGAAGCUUUGCAAGUAGAUAAAUGUUGAAAGAUACAAAAUACGUAUUGCUCUAGGAAGUGCAGAAAUGAGAGACCAAUGUACGGGCCUUCGUUUCCCUUCUACGUCUAAGUUACACUUUUUGUUGUUUGUUCUUCUUCCUGCACUAGGAUUGGUUCAUUCAAAGUGUGUCCUGUUCAAUUUUGGUGAUUCAAACACUGACCCUGGAGGUUUAAUUGCUGGUCUUGGCCUUCUUCUAGGCCCUCCGACUGGUCAGCAGUUCUUCCAUAGACCUACUGGUCGCUUCUGUAAUGGCCGACUAUACAUUGAUUUCAUUUGUCAAAGCUUGGAGAUAGAUCUUCUGAGUGCAUACUUGGAGUCUUCUGGUUCAGAUUUUACUUAUGGUGUGAACUUUGCUGUAUCUAGUGCCUCAACUGCAAACAGUGACGGCAGACCUUUCGCAUUGUCCACUCAGACAGGACAAUUCCGUCACUUCCAGAUUCGCACAAGAGAGCUUAGGAAACAUGGUGAGGGAUCAAUGAUAAGUGAAAAGAAGUUUAGUAACGCGGUCUAUUCGAUAGACAUUGGGCAAAAUGAUAUCACACUUGCUCUUGGUACGAACCUAAGUUAUCAAUAUGUUGUUAACCAGAUCCCAUCUAUAAUGGAGAGGAUUGAAGAAUCUAUAAAAGGACUAUAUGUCCAUGGCGCAAGAAAGUUAUGGAUAUACAACACCGGACCACUAGGCUGUUUGCCACAAACUCUAGCUUUGCAUAAGAAGGAUGACAGUGAACUUGAUGAAAUCGGGUGUCUGGCACUAUAUAACAAUGCUUCAAAAGCUUUCAAUGAAGGGUUGAGAAACCUCUGUGAUAAAAUAAGAUCUGAACUCCAGGAUGCUAUUAUCGUGCACAUUGAUAUGUAUGCUAUCAGAUAUGAUCUAUUUGCCAAUCCAUGGAAAUAUGGCUUUGAGAAUCCAUUCAUGGCUUGCUGCGGCUUAGGAGGACCUCCAUAUAACUACGUAGAUAAUAAGGCUUGCGGUAGAUCACCUUCUGUAACUUCAUGUUCUGAUCCUUCUCGGUCUGUGACGUGGGAUGGAGUUCAUUAUUCCGAAGCAGCCAAUGCUGUAAUUGCAUCCAAGAUAUUGUCAGGCGAGUACUCUAAUCCGUUUAUUACGUUGAAAAAUUUCUGCAGAGAGGAAUAUUUUUACUUUUCUUUGCUGAGUAAAUCAAAUAUUGCAUUGGAAAAGGAGUACAUCAUAACCUUUACCGCAAUCGGAGCCAUAUUUUUGCACUAUGGUUGCAACAAUGGCCAUUGCAUACUGAUCAUAAGUAUGUAUGAAUUAGACAUAUACUCUGUAAAAAUAUGUGAAGAAAUGAGAAACCAAUAUGCUAGCCUUUGUCUUCUUUUUGCAUUUCUUCUUCCUGCACUAUGUUUGGCUCACUCAAAAAAAUGUGUUCUUUUCAAUUUUGGGGAUUCAAACACUGACCCAGGAGCUCUAAUGACUGCUCUUGGCCUCUAUCUAGGUCCUCCGUCUGGUCAACAGUUCUUCCACAGGCCCACUGGUCGCUUCUGCAAUGGUCGACUCUACAUUGAUUUCAUUUCUCAAAGAUUGAAGUUAGGCCUUCUGAGUGCAUACCUAGAAUCUUCAGGCUCAGACUUCACUCAUGGUGUAAACUUUGCUGUAUCUGGUGCUUCAACUGAAGUUAGUCUAUACAUUCCCUUCUCACUAUCCACUCAGGCAGGCCAAUUCGGUCACUUUCAGAAUCGCACAAGAGAACUCAGGAGAAGAGGUAAGGGAUCCAUGAUCAGUGAAAAGGAGUUCCGAAAUGCUGUAUAUUCAAUAGACAUUGGGCAGAACGAUAUUAAUCUUGCUCUUGUGGCCAACUCAAGUUAUCAACUUGUUGUUGACAAGAUUCCUAUCAUCCUCGAGAGGAUCGAUAAUUCUACCAAGGCGUUGUACAAGCUUGGCGCCAGAAAGUUCUGGAUAUACAAUACAGGGCCGCUUGGCUGCUUGCCUCAAACACUAGCAUUGCGAAAGAAGAAUGACAGUGAACUUGAUGAUUUAGGAUGCUUAGCACUUUAUAAUAAUGCUGCUAAAGCUUUCAAUCAAGGGUUGAGUAAACUUUGUGAUAAAAUGAGAUCUGAACUCAAGGAUGCUUCAAUUGUGCAUAUUGAUAUGUAUGCAAUCAAAUAUGAACUCUUUGCCAAUCCAGGAGAUUAUGGCUUUGAGAACCCAUUAAUGGCUUGUUGUGGCUCCGGAGGACCUCCUUACAAUUAUGUAGACAAAAAGACUUGCGGUGAGCCUACAGCAUCCGCUUGUUCUGAUCCAUCUCGUUCUGUGAGCUGGGAUGGAGUUCAUUACACCGAGGCUGCCAAUGCUGUCGUUGCAUCCAAGAUUAUGUCUGGCGAGUACUCGAAACCAUCUGUUACGCUGCAAAGUUUCUGCCAUGAAGAGCUACUUUAGAAGCUGGAGCUGUUUGAUUACUGCAGAUCUGCACAAUACUUGUGGACUUCUAUUACUUCAUUAAACAAGUUGCAUGUUAUAUUAUCCAAUGUACAUUACUAUUCACUAUUCAGUACAUGAUUAGUAGCUAUUUUAUACCUUAGAAUUAGAAUUAUGUCUACAAUACCAAAUUGGAGUUGUAUUAUCACUGCAUAUACUUUCAUCUUUUGUUUUCUUUAAAAAUUCCAAUCACACAUUUCUUUCAAUAUAUCCUUAUGUAUUUAAUCUUAAUGUUCUACUACUAGAAAUGUUCAA
Molecule: messenger RNA, 5643 nt
Organism: Amaranthus tricolor (Joseph's coat)
Lineage: Eukaryota; Viridiplantae; Streptophyta; Magnoliopsida; Caryophyllales; Amaranthaceae
Exons: 13
Coding region: 2977-5349 (790 amino acids)
Molecular function (GO): hydrolase activity, acting on ester bonds
Source: RefSeq, a predicted model, not a curated record